Gasterosteus aculeatus aculeatus (three-spined stickleback) is the source of this 6012-nucleotide messenger RNA. RefSeq names its product leucine rich repeat containing 4Bb (gene lrrc4bb). Gene Ontology annotation, molecular function: signaling receptor binding. The record is from RefSeq and is a predicted model, not a curated record. Gene Ontology annotation, biological process: positive regulation of synapse assembly; regulation of postsynaptic density assembly; synaptic membrane adhesion. Gene Ontology annotation, cellular component: postsynaptic density membrane; plasma membrane; glutamatergic synapse. NCBI's taxonomy places the organism in Eukaryota, Metazoa, Chordata, Actinopteri, Perciformes, Gasterosteidae.
GUGUUUAUCGGUCGCACAGGUAGAAGGGACGGAAAUGGCCGGGCGUAAUUAUCGCAUGCUUCGCCCAUCGUCUGCACGCUGAGACAACGUCAAAGGUUGGACAACCGAUCGGGCUAAAGUUGCGCGGAUUCUUAAUCACCGAGAAGCAACAGCAUCUACAGAGACAACACAUCCACGGGCAAACCCUGCCACAAAUUGCAUUUCUAUUUGAAUAAUUGUCAUGGGAAAAAACAAUAUAGAGUUCCCUAAAAAGCGCUCGUGAAAAGAACAAGGAGUUUGAUAGUCAAAAGAGCAUGAGAGUCAAAUAAGAAUUUAUUAAUGAUAAAUAGAGUGUUUAAUAUAACAUCACCCUUUUCCCUCUCCAUUUUUAAAGUGACUGUUUGACAGGGAAAAACAGAAUACUGGCAUAAAAUAUGAAUAUCAAGAUAAGCACCUAAAUUCUCCUGUUUGGAGGUGACUUAUUGACAUCAUAGCAAUAGGGGUGGGUCAUGACUCAGUUGCCAUGCGUGUUGUCAUGGUGACCAGCCCCUGUACCCCUUCCCCCCUCCUCUGGUUGGUCCAGCUUUUGUUGUGGUUUCACAACCAUGGACCACAGCUGACGGAGGCAGCACCCCCGUGCCCCACCCCCUGUACCUGCUCCAAUCAGGCGAGCCGUGUCAUCUGUACAAGGAAGACUUUAGAUCAAGUCCCAGACAGCAUUUCAGAGAACACAAGAUACCUCAAUCUGCAAGAGAACACAAUCCAGGUGAUCAAGUCUGACACAUUCAAACACCUGCGGCAUUUGGAAAUCCUCCAGCUCUCCAAGAACCACAUCCGGCAAAUUGAGGUUGGAGCUUUCAAUGGCCUUCCGAACCUCAACACGCUGGAGCUUUUUGACAACCGUCUCACAGUGGUACCGUCACAAGCCUUUGAGUACCUCAGCAAGCUAAGAGAACUAUGGCUACGGAACAACCCUAUCGAGACACUGCCGGCAUAUGCCUUUCACCGCGUUCCCUCGUUACGCCGUCUCGAUCUAGGGGAACUCAGGAAGCUGGAUUACAUCUCGGAUGCUGCUUUCGAAGGUCUGGUCAACUUGCGCUUCUUAAACCUUGGCAUGUGUGGCUUGAAGGACAUCCCUAACCUCACCCCGCUGGUACGACUGGAGGAGUUGGAGCUGUCAGGGAACCAGCUGGGGAUAGUCAGGCCCGGGUCCUUUCAGGGCCUGGUGUCGCUCCGCAAGUUGUGGCUGAUGCACUCCAGAGUCUCAGUCAUUGAACGCAACGCUUUUGACGACCUCAAAAACUUGGAGGAGCUCAACCUCUCCCACAACUCCCUGCACUCCCUGCCCCAUGACCUCUUCACACCUUUGCACCAGCUGGAGAGGGUACAUCUGAACCACAACCCAUGGGUGUGCAACUGUGAUGUUCUGUGGCUCAGCUGGUGGCUGAAAGAAACGGUUCCCAGCAACACCACGUGUUGUGCCCGUUGCCACGCGCCCCCAGGUAUAAAAGGCAAAUACAUAGGGGAGCUAGACCAGAGCCACUUCACCUGCUACGCCCCGGUGAUUGUUGAGCCACCCACUGACCUCAAUGUCACAGAGGGCAUGGCCGCCGAGCUCAAAUGUCGCACCGGAACCUCGAUGACCUCCGUGAAUUGGUUCACGCCGAACGGCACUCUGAUGACUCACGGGUCGUACCGAGUUAGGAUCUCAGUGCUUCACGACGGAACACUGAACUUCACAAACGUGACGGUGCAAGACACGGGGCAGUACACCUGCAUGGUGACCAACUCCGCGGGAAACACCACAGCGACCGCCGUGCUCAAUGUGUCCGCCUCAGACCCCAGCAACAGCUACAGCUAUUUCACCACCGUCACUGUGGAAACAGUGGAGACAGUGAGAGGAGACGAGGAGAAUUCAGCAAGACAGUACAUUAAUGAGACCUUCAUAGAUUUCCCCAAUCCUACUGUUCAAAGAGGUGUGUUGGACGGCCGGCCUGGCAUCACUAUAUCGCCCUCCCUCUCCUCUCUUUCCUCACUUUCCCCACGAGCCAACAGAGCCACGGCAAAUGCAGUGACUGUGUCCAUAAUUGAUGUAACUAACAUUCCCGGCCUAGAUGAUGUAAUGAAAACAACUAAGAUCAUCAUAGGUUGCUUCGUGGCCAUUACCUUCAUGGCAGCUGUGAUGUUGGUUGUAUUCUACAAACUGCGCAAGCAGCACCAGCUACACAAGCACCAUGGCCCCGCCAGGGCCAUCGAGAUUGUCAACGUAGAAGAUGAGAUCGGAGCCGGGGCCGGGAGCGGCAUCUCAGGCGGCUCAACGAUGAAUUCCGGCUGUGGAGAAGGAACCCUGAGGAGACAUCAUCCAGAAAUAGUCAACCUGCCCAAUAUCGGUCGCACAGACACCCUAAACCAUUACUACAAAUCCCAUCACUUCAACAACAACGUGAUGGGUCUGAGUAUCGGCUCCGAUGGGAUGGGACCAGGAAUGAUGCUCAAUAGCAAGAACCAGCAUGUCCAGGACAUCCCCAUCUCGUGCACCUCGGUCCCAAUUUCCUCGUCUAAUAUGCUCACCCAAUCCGGCAAUGGCAACAACAUCAACCCCUGUUCUAUGUCGCCACCGCUGCCGAUGUCCCUUCCCAUGCCUACCAUGGGCUUACACGGAUCCAUCAAGGGCUUCAUGGGCCAAAACCAGAACCCCCAAAUGGAGCCACUUCUCUUCAAGGGGAACUCAAAAGAAAACGUCCAAGAGACUCAGAUCUAAAAAGGAAAGCGAGUAUAGAGAGAGUGUGAGAUUUGGAGACAGAGAGGGGAUUGAUGUUGGUUUUAUGCGCGGAAUGAUUAGACACUAGAGUGCAUUGACAUUACACCAGGAAAGAGGAUAGACUGACACGGCAAUACACAAACACAUAGACUUCUCCGUGACAGCGUACUGAGCCAAGGAUUACCACAACGGGCCACUUGUGUUUGUAGUAACGAUCAUGGAGAUCAAGGAAUGGACAUUGCUACAAUGUAAAUCUGUGCCAAAGCAAAUGUUUUUUUGCCGUUUCUACAAGCUGUGUUCUCAUAGGGAAAACUAGCCUUUAGGAUUAAUCAGUACCCAAAUUGGUGUUGGCCAGCAGGAGAGGAAAGGCACGCAUGGCACUCACAACCCUGAAGAUCGGAGAUGUUGCGGAACAAAAUCCAAGAGACAUUUUUCAUCCACACGAGCCACACUCUCUCUCUCAAGCGAAUAGACUCCCUCAAGGUGACAAUUAUGUAGGCAUAAAUAGACGGACAGAAAGGUACAGUGCAGUACAAACUACUGUGAAAAAUCCACAAAUUAUAUAAAUAUAUUUUCAUUUAAAUAUGUAUCAUUGCAGACUCCGAUGCAGAGAUAUUUUGGGGUGGAUGUAGUUUGUUUCUUUGUGGAUAAUCAGGGGCGUCGACGGCGAAGGUUGGUUAUGAUACGUGUUUUAAGUUUGGCUACUUCUCAGAAACAUAAGGGCUCAAUUGCAACACUCAUUGUGAAUCUUUGAAUUGGCUUUGUAACAUAAAGUCCGUUUAGGUUGUGGAAAAGUAAUUGCAGAUCUCUGUUUGACAAACCUUUUUUUGUUGCUUCAGUAAUAAUCAUUACAAACUUUUGUGUUCUGAGAGUGUAUUAUGUAUUUUGUAAAAGCCAGCUACUUGGUAUUUGAAUCGACAAUUCUGAUACUUAAAUGCCAGCAUCCCAUAAAUGUUAAAAAGGUGUUUCACAAACCCGGAAAGCUAACAAUGCAAGACCUGUGUGGGUAAAACUAAAGUGUUGACAAUGUGUUAUUUGAAUCAGAUCAGUAGCCAGAUAUUUGCUUUUAGACAGGAAUCUGACCCCCUUGGUCAUGGUUACCAUAAUCAUGCCAUAAAAUGCUGUCAUAAGGAUGAUUAUCUGCAGCAGUAUUCAAGAAGGGAUAAAACAUCCAUCUUAGGAUGAUUGGAAUGAAUGGAAAUGUACAGUAUAUUAAUAAUAAUAAUGUCUGGUUGUAUGACAAUUGUAAGAUCCACAUUUUUACAGUGUAACUUUCAUAUGUUAAAUGCCAUUUACGCUUCUAGCGUUUCAACUAUGUAUUUCUUUAUUUUUGUUAGUUUGAUAUAAUGUGUACAGUUGUCUAGCCAUGUAUCAUUACGUGUGAAAUAAAUCAAUCAAAUAUUGGGUUGUGGCGGGUCAAUGUGGCAACCACAUUAGUGAAGGGUGAGACAUUAUGCAGGCCUCCGUGCUGAACCUGGAUUGAAUGUAUUGGUUUGUGGUUAAGUCAUCCCGGUAAUGACAGGUGCUGCUUUAUUAACACGGUCACACAGGCUUUUAGAUGUUCCACAGAAAUGCCGGGUUUUACAAAAUGAGUGUUUUUAACAGAACUCGAUAAAAAGUUAUACUUAACGAAGCUGCUUUUGUCUGAAAUUCGACCCCAGUACGCUUCUGCCACGGCGGUUCUUUGUACUGGUGUGGAAAAGGGUCGAAGAAUUGAGAAAAGAUGUUUAAUGAAUGAAAUAUCGCUUCUUUUUUUGUUGUUGUAUCGAGCAGGAACCUAAAAAUGUUUGUUGCAAUUGAGCACAAACUGGACCAGUUAUUCCAGAUAAAUGUACCUGAGAUAGUAUCAUCAACCAAGUCAUGUCAACAAGGUUUUGGACUGGGACGCAGCUCUGAAUGGGAUUUUGCUGGGGCGUUUUCUGUUGCACCCCCCCCCCCCUCACAACUGCAUUGCUUAUAUAUAAGAGCCGUUUUGUGUGAUUGAUGAUGGUUUCUCUUAGCAACAACAAGGCCACACUCAUUGGACGACGAGGACCCUGAGGAAUAGUAGUAAUAAUGAUGAUAAUAUGAGUGGUGGUAUCACACAAAACCCCACCCCAGAUUGCACCGUCAAAGAGGUUAAUUGAAAGGAUUUCAUGUUCCAUGAAAGGAACAUCUUCUGCAUCAAUGCGCACGCCGUUCACCCUGCUUAAUGAUCUAUGAUAAUACGCCUGGUUGUAUUUGCGACACCAUGUGUAAACUGAUUGAUCGAACAGAUCAGUGUGUCUAAAUUAGGUUGGACCUCAUAGGAGAAGCGCAGUAAACGUAGAUGCGUUGUAACCCCACAGGCUGAACUAGUGGGCCGGGUUCAACGCACAUGGAAUAUAAAUGAAGGCUAAAGACACAACACAUGGGCCGCUCCAUUGAUGUGCCGCGUCUGGCGACUCUGCCGUCAGAUUUGAAAGAGCAUACUAGAUACCUCCUCGCCUGCAUCGCUGCACGUUAACUGUGGAACAAACCCUUUUUUGUUUUUUACCUGAACGCCGCCGUGGCAGCGUUCAAUCACGACGGUGAGUCACCAAAUGGGCGCAGAAAUGUUCCUUUCAUAACCUCUGGACGUCCGUUACAUGCAACGUGCUCCAUCAUCAUCAUUAUUAGUAACAUUUUGAGGGAAGGCAGAAGCGCUUUCUUCUAUCUGUAGUAUAGUGGCUGCCGUUGUACAUAUGUAAGCCAUCACAUUCUGCAGAUGUAUGACCCCCUUUUAGUGAAAAUCACAAGCUUCAGACUAAAAUCUGAAUAUGUGCAUAUUGGGCAACUGUACCUCACUGUUUUAUAUAGUAUAUGGUGUUUGGCUGCAGAUGGAGUACUGGCAUAUGCGUAUCCUCUGCACCAUCCGUUGAUUACAAUGGACGCUGCAGGCCAGAUGACAUUUCUAGGUUUGUUUGAAGCUCCUUAAUGAAAAAAGAUUGUCAAAUCACCAAAUUGCAAGUCAAGAAAGGACUGAACUUUUGGUCUUUUAAAGGAACUAUGUGUUUGAUAAAACAAUGACCUGGGUCUGUUUUGAAUGCUUUUUUUAAAGAGAGAGAAAGAGCGGGAGGGAACAUUCUUAAGCUUUAGGUGAAAUUAGAUUUCAUUAAUACUAAAAUAAUUAUAUAUAUAAAAAGUAAUUUUAUGUUUUUUUUGUUUCCUUUUUAUUUUCCAGUUGUUGGUUGUAUCUCAGUAUGUGAUAUUAUCAAUUUGGGUCUUCAUGUAUUGUCAUUAAAUGUCAUUUUUUUCAUGCCUUCAUGCAGCUA